Molecule: messenger RNA, 1143 nt
Organism: Pieris macdunnoughi
Lineage: Eukaryota; Metazoa; Arthropoda; Insecta; Lepidoptera; Pieridae
Source: the annotation of a GenBank genome assembly
AUGACAUCAUACACGGACAAGGGUAAAAAGCCUGAAAACGGUCGAUUCAUUGCAUUUCAUCACAUCACAUACUGGGUAUCCAAUGCCAAGCAAGCUGCGAGCUACUACAUCACCCGAUUUGGCUUUGAACCCUUGGGAUAUCAGGGCCUUGAGACUGGCUCCAGGAAAAUCACGGCACACGCCGUCAGACUGAACAAGAUUGUGUUCGUUUUCCAAGCCCAAUAUGAGCCAGAAGAAUCGAAACUCGUCAACGAGGUGGCUUAUCAUGGGGACUUCGUAAAGGAUGUGGCGUUUGAGGUGGAGAAUUUGGACUACAUAGUGGAGUACGCGCGGAAACAGGGCGCGGUUGUAGUCAGGGACUUGUGGGAGGAAAGUGACGAACAUGGUAUAGUCAGAAUGGCUAAAUUGAAGACGUACGGAGACAAUACGCACACCCUAAUAGAUAGAUCGAAAUAUAAAGGUCCAUUCCUGCCUGGAUAUCAAACGCUUAAUAAUGACCCCAUACAAAAAUUUUUGCCAAAAAUUGGAAUUAACUUCAUUGAUCACGUUGUCGGUAACCAGCCUGAUAAUGAGAUGGAGCCUGCAGCUUCAUGGUACGAACGGUGUCUUCAAUUCCACAGAUUCUGGUCAGUAGACGACAAGCAAAUAUGUACAGAAUACUCAGCUCUCCGAUCUAUUGUUAUGGCCAACUGGGAGGAGACAGUGAAGAUGCCAAUCAACGAACCAGCUGUUGGGAAGAAGAAGAGUCAGAUCCAGGAGUAUGUCGAGUACCAUGGAGGCGCUGGUGUUCAACAUAUUGCUUUAAAUACCGAGGAUAUAAUCACUGCAAUAGAAAAUCUCCGUGCACGCGGCGUAGAGUUCUUAUCCAUUCCUUCAGUGUACUACAAAAUUAUCAGAGAAAGUUUGCAAAGCAGUAAAGUGAAGGUGGCGGAAAGUAUCGACGCACUGGAACGUCUUAACAUACUCAUAGACUACGACGAUGAUGGCUAUCUGCUCCAAAUCUUCACUAAAAAUACCCAAGAUAGACCCACAUUGUUCUUAGAAGUUAUACAGAGAAGAAACCAUAAUGGAUUCGGCGCCGGCAACUUCAAAACACUAUUCGAAUCUAUUGAGCUAGAACAAGAAAAACGUGGGAAUCUUUAA